GCGGGGCGGCGCUGUCCGGCCCUUCCGGCCGCGCUCUGGCCACGCCCCCUCGCCCCUCGCGCGGUCCGGUCCUCGGCAUGGUGGCGGUUCUCUGCAGGCGGUGCCUCCCUCGGGCGUGGCUCUGCAGGAGAGCCGGGCAGGGCUGCGGCCGGCACUACCGCGCCGCGAUUUGCGCAGUGUUGAAGAAGCCCCUGACCAUUGAAGAGGUGGCCCCCCGCUCCGUCGGGCCUCAAGAGGUCAGAGUUGAUAUCCAUUUCUGUGGCGUUAACUUUGCUGAUAUUUUGGUCUGCCGAGGUCAAUAUCAGGAAAAGCCCCAUCUUCCCUUCACACCGGGACUCGAGUUUUCUGGGACAGUAUUGGAGACAGGCACAGAUGUCAGCACAGUUAAAGAGGGAGAUAGAGUUAUUGGCAUGAGAAACUUUAAUUGUAUGGCUGAAGAAUGCAUCAUUGAUCAGAAGAACCUGUGGCAGAUCCCAGAAAAGAUCUCCCUACAAGAAGCUGCUGUCCUCCCUAUAUCCUAUGGUACUGCGAUUUUUGCCCUCGAGCAUCGGGCCCAUACACAGCCUGGAGAAGUUGUUUUAGUGACAGCAGCAGCUGGAACAACAGGCCUUGCAGUGAUAGAUGUGGCAACAAAUGUUCUUCAGGCCAAGGUAAUAGCUGCUGCUGGAAGUGAUGAAAAGUGCAAGCUGGUGCUGCAGAGGGGUGCGCAGUCCAGUGUGAACUACAGUCAGGGCAGCCUGAAGGAUGCAGUGAGGAAGCUGGUGGGCAAGGGCGGGGUGAAUGUGGCCAUCGACAUGGUGGGAGGAGACGUCUUCCUGGAGGCUCUCCGCAGCCUGGCAUGGGAGGGCAGGAUUGUGGUGGUGGGAUUUGCUGGAGGAAACAUCGCUUCUGUGCCAGCCAACCUUCUACUCCUGAAGAAUGUCUCUGCCAUGGGCCUGCUCUAUGGUCAAUACAAAGAAACAAAGUUUCCUGUCUUCUCCAAGAGCCUGUCUUCAUUGCUUCAGUACUGCCAGCAAGGGCGCAUACAACCAUAUGUCGGAAUGGUUUUCAAGCUGGAGGAGGUCAAUGAUGCCUUCCUUCAUGUGAUACAGGGGAAAUCCAUGGGCAAGGUGCUUCUCGCUCUUAAAUAAAUCCUCACCUCAGCAGCAAAGUUAACAUGUCCAGAUCAAAACUCAACAUCUUUCCCAGAAACCUGAUUUCCCUUCUGUGUUUCCAAAGGUGUUACCACUUUCCUUACUAAUCCAGGUUUAAAAUCUUAGAGUUAGCUUUGAUUCUGUUUACUAAUUGCUCCUAAUUAAUAUGGUUAUAUAAUUUAUUGUCCAAACUUGGAUCUUUUUGAGAGUGAAAGGAUGCCAUUAGUCCUUACAUCAGGAAAACAUACCCCAGGCAAACCAGAAGGUAUGGUCAGCCUACUUGAUGCUUUAUGAAAUGCGUUAUGAAAUCACUAUUGCCAAGUUCUGUCAUUCCCAUCUCUGAGAUAUCUCUCACAUCCAUAUCCUCUUUUCCAUUCUAUUUAUGCCUCAUUUGCUGUCACCAGUGACCUUCUCACUGCUUUUCCUACCUUUAAACUACUCUCACCACUUCCAUCCUUGUGAUGCAUUAUUGCCAUGGUGAUCUUCCUGAAGCAUAACUCUAUGUCCCAUUUCAAAAACCUACAGUGGCUCACCAUUGCCUGAUGGUGGAGUUCAGACUCUUUGAGCUAGCAUUUCAUUGUGACCAUGACUUUUCCCUGCACCACUUUGCAGCCUUAUGGCCCACAGUUCCACUGGGCCCGAAGUAUGUACUGAAUUUUCUGCCUCUCUUAUUUUGCUCUGCUUGUGCAAUUUUUUCUGCCCUCCAUUUCUGUCAAACAUAAACCUUCCUGACCUCUAACACCUACCCCUGUCAUGUGCCUUUACCAUCAGACAAGGGGUAAUCUGUUCUCUUCCUCUUGUACCUUCCUGUAGCUUCUCCCCCAGGAGUUGUCACAUUCGGCCUUGAUUCAUAAGGAACAACAUGUGUAGUGGAAUGAAUACAGGCCUCCGAAUCCAAGAUGUAAGUUUAAAUCCCAGCUUUGGAGGUGGUUACUUAAGGUCUCAGUGCCUUCAUUUUUCUUCCUAUAUAAAGUGGCUAUUACAAUAUUUACCUCGCAGAGUCAUUGGGAGCUAUACAUGCAGUGAUUGGGUAAAGCACCUGGCACACGGCAAGCAAUUAGCAAAUGCUGGUUACUUCUACUGUUUUCCCUUCCAGCUAUUCAGGAGGCUGAGGCAGGAGAAUCACUUGAGCCCAGGAGGCAGAGGUUACAGUGAGCCGAGAUUGUGCCACUGCACCCCAGCCUGGGCAAUAAGAGUGAAACUCUGUCUCAUUAAAAAGAAAAAAAAAGAAUUUUAGAUAAGGGAUCCUCAAUGUGCAACAUAUGGAAUGGCAGUUGCAAGCUGGGGAGGAGAGAAUGGAGAGUUAUUAUUUAAUGAUACAAUGUUUCCAUUCAGGAAGAUGGAAAGUUUUGGUGGUGUGUGGUGAUUAUGAUUGUGCAGCAAUGAGAAGGUACUUAACACUGCUUAGCUGUACACUUAAAAAUGGUAAAAAUGAUAAAUUUUAUGUAUGUCUUAUAGCAAUAAAAAAUGUUAAAAAA
Cebus imitator (Panamanian white-faced capuchin) is the source of this 2611-nucleotide messenger RNA. RefSeq names its product quinone oxidoreductase-like protein 2. Gene Ontology annotation, molecular function: oxidoreductase activity. NCBI's taxonomy places the organism in Eukaryota, Metazoa, Chordata, Mammalia, Primates, Cebidae. Gene Ontology annotation, cellular component: mitochondrion. The transcript has 10 exons. The record is from RefSeq and is a predicted model, not a curated record. Bases 78 to 1130 code for a protein of 350 amino acids.